Messenger RNA from Trematosphaeria pertusa, 1370 nucleotides. RefSeq lists its product as uncharacterized. The record is from RefSeq and is a predicted model, not a curated record. The coding region runs from base 226 to 1233 and encodes 335 amino acids. Lineage: Eukaryota; Fungi; Ascomycota; Dothideomycetes; Pleosporales; Trematosphaeriaceae. The transcript has 6 exons.
CUUCACAUAUCGCCCUCCCGAGCGUGGCACCACUCGACAGGUCGUCAAGCUGCAGCAACAACUCUCCACACCUUUGCGCAGUCUCAAGCUCGACUGCGCCCAAAGGCAGGCCUCAUGAUAUAAUUGUGCCCGACCGACUUAAUCUCGUGGAUUCGAAGCUGGAAGUGUCGCGCAUCGCGUCCGCAUCUUCCAUUCCACACCGGCCACACGAACCAGGCGACGGAAAUGGUAGAGAAACAGCCGAAGGACCAGGACACGGACCAGGGUAAAUCUACGCGCACUCCAUCCGAGUCGGACGCAUCGACUGCGUCUUCUUCAAGUGAUGGUUCAACAAAGGCAAAACCGGAACUCCAAAAACCCACCAGAAGACGAUCCCGCUUCGUCAGUUGGUUAAUCGGCUCCCAUCCCGAAGAUGUUUCUGAUGGUCGCUUCGAUGGCUUAAUAUAUGAAUCUGUGGAUGAUUAUCAGAUUGGAUAUCCUCGCUGGGCGGCUUUUCAAAAUUCGGACCCUACCUUUCGCGUAUACAAGCGGUUUGGUACACUAAGGAAUCGCCUACUGCUAUAUCGGCAGUUUGAGCUCUGGGAGUUGGAAGAAGAGCUAAGGAGUCUCGACGAGAAAGACCACCAACUCAACAACUUCAAAACACGGUCUUUAAUGAUAGACGGGGCAGACACCGAGUCCAAACGCGUGAAGCUUAUGGAUCAGAUCGAGACAAAGCUUAAGCAAUACGACGAUCUCCUAGAACGAGAAAUAAGAUCAGGUCUAUUGCAUAAGCCAUCACGGCGCGGCUAUCGCAAUCUAGUCAACUACAUCUGGAACAAGAAGCCCGUCGUAAAGGCCGAGACGCAAUUCUUGAAGUACCGCGACGACUUUGUCCAGCUGAGCGAGCGCUCAGAAUCCCCACUGGAGAACCUCAUCGACUACGUUGUUUGCAACUGGAUCCCCACCCGGUGGCUGAGACGGCUUUUCUCCUCGGAUGCGCAAAUCAGCAAAUCGGGUGACAAAUUCACGACGCUUCCCAGCCCACGCAAGGUAUUCGUGCUCGCGCGCCUCAUUGCGACUGCCUUGGCCAUCCUUCUUAUCGGCAUUCCCCUGUCUGUUCUGACGGCGGGAGCUAUCUGUGAGACGACCAAGUUGAUCGUGCUGAUCGUGUCGUUGUUUGUUUUUCCCGCUGUGAUAUCGCUCGCCGCCAGGCCGAGGACGUUGGAAUUGUUUGUCGCUACUGCUACGUAAGUCGUUACGUCCAUCUCUUCCUCUUUCGGAAAUAAGGCUGAGACGAUCCAAUAUAUAGGUACUGCGCGGUCCUAACCACCCUCCUCGCAACGACCUCCACUUUCAGCCUUUCGCAGCUCCAGACGCAAUUGAGUUUU